Nothoprocta perdicaria is the source of this 665-nucleotide messenger RNA. Its product is annotated as probable E3 ubiquitin-protein ligase makorin-1. Gene Ontology annotation, biological process: protein polyubiquitination. NCBI's taxonomy places the organism in Eukaryota, Metazoa, Chordata, Aves, Tinamiformes, Tinamidae. The annotation marks the transcript as partial. The record is from RefSeq and is a predicted model, not a curated record. Gene Ontology annotation, molecular function: metal ion binding; ubiquitin protein ligase activity. The transcript has 4 exons.
UGUGACCCGUGUCAGCCCCGCUCGCGGGCAGGUGCUGCGGAGCGCAGGGCGCAGAGCGCGGCCGUCGCCUGCGGCAUCUGCAUGGAGCGCGUCUACGAGAAGGCGCUGCCCGAGGAGCGGCUCUUCGGCAUCCUGCCCAACUGCGGCCACGCGUUCUGCCUGGCCUGCAUCCGCCAGUGGCGCCGCAGCCGCGACUUCGAGGCCUCCGUCAUCAAGGCCUGCCCUGAGUGCCGCGUCACGUCCAGCUACUACAUCCCGCACAAGUACUGGGUCUCGGAGGCCGAGGAGAAGGAGAAGCUGAUCGAGACCUUCAAGGCGCGGACGGGGAAAAUCCGGUGCAAGUUCUUUGUGCGGAACCGCGGGCACUGCCCGUUCAAGUCAGACUGUAUCUACCUCCAUGAGCUGCCGCCCGGACGGACCCCUCGGCACCGGCGGCGGCGGCAUCGCAGGGUCCCGGAGUUCGACCCGUUUCUGCUGGAGAGCUCAGACGAGGAGGAGGAUGAGGAGCUCUGCGCCCUUGAGUGGGCUCUCACGUGGGCACUCAUGGAUGCCGAGACCCGGGAGUCCACGUACCGGCUCUUCAUGGACCUCAGCGACUCUGACUAGGUGCCCUCUGGCUGCCGGAGGGACCGACCGUGUCCCCUGCAGGCRGAGGGGCUGCAGUG